CCGUCAUUCCCUACCCACCCACCCAAUGCGCCCGUGAGUGUGAAAUCCCACUCUUAUCGCAGCGCACUGCCGCCGCGCCGUCCCGCAGCAGAGCGGCGCCGCCGACGCCUCGUUCCCCGGCUCCUCCGCCUCCCCACCUCUCGCGCGAGUCGCCGCCCCCCUUCUACCUCGUCGCGUCCCUGCUGUCUCCGCAACCCUGGGAAUUGGGUUUUGAGGCGUUUGAGGUGGUUCAUCUAAGCCAUAGGGCGUCCACUUUGUUUGUUAAUUUCUAAGCACGCUUCUGACACAAAAUGGCAUUGCUUUUUCGCUUCAGUCAACUGAGGAACAGCAUAUGGAGUAGUUGUCCUGCCAGGUUGCGUAUGCAACAUACUGGAUUGUCACCUGGAACACUGCUUGAUCCAAAAAGCUAUGAGAAGCGCCUUUUCUCAACAAGGGUUCAAGAGACAGCUAGUUUGCACAGAACUGAUCUUGGUCCGUGUAUUUCUGGAAUUCAGCCAUUAAAGUUUCAGCAGACUUCUGAACAUGAGCAAUCUGCGCCUCUUCUUAUCUUUGAUAUUGAGACCACUGGUUUUUUCCAGAAGACCACUGGUAAUUUCCAGAAGGGUAAUAGAAUCACUGAGUUUGCAGUCCGUGAUCUUUGUGGAGGAAAGAAUAGCACAUUUGAAACUCUCAUUAAUCCUGAGAGGGAUGUUCCUGGGUACCUAAAAAAAGUGAAUAACAUUAACACUGAUUUGGUCUGCAAACCUGAUGUCCCGAGGUUCAGUGAUGUACUUCCAUUACUAUUGGCAUUUGUUCAAAGCCGCCAAACUCCUGGCAAACCAGUUAUAUGGGUUGCUCAUAAAGCAAAUACAUUUGAUGCUCCUUUCCUUGCCCAAGAGUUUAACCGUUGUUCAGCUCAGAUGCCUGAAGAUUGGCUGUUUGUUGACUCCCAUUGCUUGGCAAGGAAGUUGCCGAAGCUUGAGCCAUCAGAAGAUAAGAAGCAUCUCCUAAACUUGGAGUCGCUAAGCAAACGCUAUGGCAUCUCUGCGGAAGGCUCUGCUCAUAGAGCAAUGAAAGAUGUGACGACAUUAUGUCAUGUUUUCCAGAAAAUGAGUUUUGAUCUAAAAUUGACAUAUGAAGGCCUAAUAAAUGAGGCCACCAAGGCUAGUUAUUUCAGCAAGCUUCUUAAGUAAAUAUUUGUUGUUUCCAGCUUCCUUGUUUUAGUGGUCACAUUUGUUUGAAUCUCCUCAAUAGGAUUAGCCUCUCCUAAACAUUGCUGGUUAUUGUUGCCUUUGUUGUAGCAUCUCAAGACUCAGUGGCUUCUUUUGUUUGAAAAGUAGCUGCAUUUUGUCAGCGAAAGCCCUACUCUGUGAACUGAACCAUUGGUAUUUACCCUGCAAGCUCCAGAUACUGGCGAAUGAGAGUAGCAUCUGCAGUUUAGCAGGAGCCUAUGCGCUCCGGGAAUUUCUUCUGCGUCCAUUUGUCCCGGACUCCUUGGCAUUUUGGUGUUUUGGUCUCUACGUACUGAAACGAAGCGCAGUUCUCCUGUGUUUUCAGGAAAAAAAAACCCUGCAAUCAGCAUGACAGAUAUAAAAUCACAGCUAAAUCGUUUCUGAUGGUUGACUGUCAGAUCUAUUUGGUAAGGAAUUAUGUUUCAGUGGUCUAUUAGAACAAACUGGCAUCUGUGUGAUGAUUUAAAUUGCUUUAGGCAUGGCCAUAAUGAAAGAAAACUUACCACUUUUUCCUGUAGGAUGGUAUACUCCAUUAAAAAUGAUUUUAACUUCUGCUAUUCCUGAAAUAAAGCAUAUUUAGAGUGUAACUUGUGCUCCUCUACAGUAAGGAUUUCAGUCCAGUCUUUGUAAUCA
Molecule: messenger RNA, 1844 nt
Organism: Triticum aestivum (bread wheat)
Lineage: Eukaryota; Viridiplantae; Streptophyta; Magnoliopsida; Poales; Poaceae
Product: exonuclease DPD1, chloroplastic/mitochondrial
Exons: 4
Coding region: 291-1172 (293 amino acids)
Biological process (GO): DNA catabolic process
Cellular component (GO): cytoplasm
Molecular function (GO): 3'-5'-DNA exonuclease activity; nucleic acid binding
Source: RefSeq, a predicted model, not a curated record